AUGGCGGUUCCACUGACAGAGUCCAAGGCCGUGUUCUUGGAAAGAUGUGAGACGGCCGGAUUGCCGACACCAAUUCGGGAUAUCUUGGUUGGGAAGAAUCUCAGCACUUUGGCAAGUCUUGCGUUCGCAGCGGGACAGCGUGGGGAAACACCGAGUGAUGCAGCACUCACCGGCUUGGCGAGGGCAGGGACUGAGGAAGUUCCAAUUGCGACCCUCGCAUCCUUGAGGCGGCUAGUGUUUGAAGCGCAGCUCCUCAUGACGGCACAGGUGAAGAUGUUGAUCGAGCACCGGGCCGAUGACCAGAAGGCGGAGUUAGCGACUGCAGAAAGAUCCGAGCGAAUCCAGAAGCAGAGCGAGCGCUUGGCCGGUGUUGCACUCCGCAACGAGUCCGAGUGUUCUUACGGGUCAUACGAUUUGGUGAUGAAGAUGGUCCAAGAGAACUGCGCCGAGCUUCGCCUAGAGAAACCUCGGAAGGAGCUUGACGUGGUCAACUCGAAGAUGACCUUGAAGGAUCAGACGGUGGAUCUUCAAUGCCAGCUGCACACGCCGCUCUGCCUUCAUCAUGCUCUCCAUCGUCGGGCGCUUGCAAUGGAUCUUGUUGGGGUAGCCAGCUACAGUGUCAGCAUGGAGUUUCACGAGCACUUGAUGUCACACCUUACCAUGGAACCACCGCCUGGCUAUCAUCAGGUUACACUGCAUCAAGUUUUAGCAGCCGACCGAGCUGCUUGGUUGCGACUUGCUGAGAAGCUCCCUAAAGGGCUUCGCGCUGUUCCCGAUGGUAAACUCCCGUUGGACGUCGAGCUCCCAAAAUUGCAGGGCGACCCGAAGGCGGCUUUUCAUCUCUUACCAUUAGGACCUCCUACGUUGUCAUCCGGGAAGCGGUCGCUGGAAGGCGACCAGGGCAACGAUGCGAAGAUCCAAAGAACUGGAGGCAAGGGCAAGGGGAAGGGCAAAACCAAGACCAAAGCCACUCCUAAGUCGAUGUCUGUAUCCCUUAAAGAUAAGUGGUCGCGAACCAAACGCGGUGUGCCGAUCUGUUGGGCCUUCAACACGGAGGAGGGCUGCAGUGCAGCCCCUGCUGGAGGCAGAUGCCCACGAGGUGUUCACCUGUGUGCUGAGCCUAAUUGUCAGAAGCCCCACUCGACUCAACCGUUCGAAAGUUGCCAGUGGGCGAACACUUCAGAACGCAGGUUGUGA
Molecule: messenger RNA, 1197 nt
Organism: Symbiodinium sp. CCMP2592
Lineage: Eukaryota; Dinophyceae; Suessiales; Symbiodiniaceae
Source: the annotation of a GenBank genome assembly